Molecule: messenger RNA, 909 nt
Organism: Malania oleifera
Lineage: Eukaryota; Viridiplantae; Streptophyta; Magnoliopsida; Santalales; Ximeniaceae
Exons: 3
Coding region: 1-909 (302 amino acids)
Source: RefSeq, a predicted model, not a curated record
AUGGCAAUUAGAGGAGAGCUCCGAAAUGAGGCUCAGAUCAACUUAACCUUGCUGAAAAGGGUCUUGGGCACACUUAAAAGGGAUAUGGUUGUAAUUGGAAAAGGGAUAGGAAACUUGUCUAUGUACCCAUUUCGUGAAUUAAUGAAGGCUAUUUUAAUGCAUGAGUUAUCUGUGCAGAAGCAAAAAGGGCUGAAGAGGAAAGGGGAGAAAGGGCAGUUGCAAGCUCUGCAAGGAGCAAAUAUGUUCGAUUCAGUAGACACUAGUAACCCUGGUUCAGAGUUCGAUUCAAUUUUUCCUCCAAGGAUCCAAAUCCCAAGCUUCAAGAAAUUCAGUGGGACCGAGCGCCCAUUUGCUCAUUUAGGAAUGUAUCUCCGAAAGAUGGUUGCGCAUGCUGACAACGAUGAUCUACUCUUCUAUUGUUUUCGAGAUAGCUUAACUGAGGAGGCUCUAGCAUGGUAUAACCGAGUAAAAGUUUGCACCUGGGAGAAUUUGACUCACGCUUUUGUUGCUCAAUAUAGUCAUGAUGCAACUUUAACUGCAAAGAGUAUGGAGGAGAGGACAAGCGAGUGCUCUCAUCAAAGGAAAAAGACGAUAGCACUGGGUCACCCUUUGACUGAAAAAGGGAAGGUAGUUCAUCGAUGUGAUGACCCUCUAGAAAGGACAUGUGUUGUAUGUUUCCCUAGAGGCACCCCCCGGAAUGGUCCCGAUUGGGUAGUCACCAAAGGAAGAAUUAAAGGGGCAAUCAAUACUGGGCAAGCAAGAUACACCAAGUCCGAGCAAAUUCUGCCCGAAGGGGUCGGUAAAAACAAAGAUGAAGAAGCCCAGAUAAUCCAAGGGAGGCAUUGUCAAAAAAGCCAGCACUGUGGGCAUAGAAACAAUUUCGGACCCAGCACUAAUAGGAUAGCAUGA